AGUUCCAUGUUUUCUUCGUCUCUCUCUCUCUCUCCAUCUUCAUAGGCAGACCCAGUAAAGUAAAGCUAUUGUUCAGUUCGGGCACAGAGAGCACACAGAGUCCCAAAGCUGCCAUAGUUUCAAUUGGGUACUCUAACAUGCAUGGAGGAAAUAAUCAAUCAGACUUCCAGAAUUCCCAGCAGAUUCCACUUGCCGUGCCUCCUCUCAAUAGUGUGCCGUACAUUGGUCCCGGACCUGUCAAUAGUGCGCCGUACAUUGGUCCACCUAGACCUGUCAAUAGUGCACCGUAUAUUGGUCCACCUAGAUCUGUCAAUAGUGCACCGGACAUUGGUUCACCUAGACCUGUUGUUGAUGGUUCUUCUCUGCCAACUGAAGCUGAUGCCAAACCAGUUGAAAAAGUCGGGCCUUCUAUGGUAUAUCUCGAUUCUAACACAACUCGAAAAGAAUGGGACAAUAUAUUGGUCUCUGCCAAAAGUGCAGUUGCAUUGACUGGGAGUGCAGCUAUGGGAAUGGUGGGACCAAUUAUAGGAUUAAUGGACAUUGGAGAAAGUGAUGAUGCCUACUUAUUUCGUGUCUCCCUCCCUGGGGUAGCAAACAAUAAAAAGGAAUUUAGUUGUGAUAUUGAACCUGACGGAAAGAUACAUAUAAGGGGAGUAACAACCACUGGCGAGCAAAUAGUGUGCAAGAACUCGCAAAUAUUUAGGAUGCAAACUCAAAAUUUAUGCCCACCAGGCCAUUUCUCCAUCACAUUUCAUCUACCUGGUCCAGUUGAUCACAAACAGUUUAGAGGCCAUUUCGGGAACGAUGGAAUGCUUGAGGGAAUUGUGAAGAAAAUAAUAUGAGAAGCCUUGCAGCACAUAAGUCAUUAGAAAGGGCCAAAAGAUUCACUAAAAAGACGACAUUCGAUCUGAGGCUGCCGUGAGGACAAUAUGGUAGACUCAAAAUAAGUUGGCUGGUUGAGUAAGAGACAUUGUGCCCUGAGAUACUUGUAGCAGAGAUGAGCAUCUAGACGAAUAAUGCAGCAGAGGUUUGUACUUGUGAUUUUAGUACGAGGCUUUGAUGAAUGUAAAGCGAGUAUGAAUUUACCCUUCUUCGUCUCUCUGCUUUCCACCAUUCUCUUCAAUUUUUUCUUUUCUUUUCUUUCUUAAACCCGUGUACUAUUGAGAUGUGAAAGUUUUUCCUUUCAUCUGUGAA
Ricinus communis (castor bean) is the source of this 1194-nucleotide messenger RNA. Its product is annotated as alpha-crystallin domain-containing protein 22.3. The transcript is spliced from 3 exons. The record is from RefSeq and is a predicted model, not a curated record. The coding region runs from base 138 to 842 and encodes 234 amino acids. Gene Ontology annotation, cellular component: nucleus. NCBI's taxonomy places the organism in Eukaryota, Viridiplantae, Streptophyta, Magnoliopsida, Malpighiales, Euphorbiaceae.